AGGAGUUACCAGAGAGUAAAAAUAGUGAUGUCCUGUAUGUGAUAAUAGGAGUCCUCUGUUUCUUGCUGCUGUGUGCAACACUAAGCAUUUUAAUUGCUCUUUCCAUCAAAAGGUGUGGGUCAAUAAUCUCAGCAAGUGGUGAAAUCCCAACAUCAACCAAUGAAGCAUAUUGGAAGGUGGAAAGGCAAUGAGUUGUUGACGAUCUCAAAUGGAGAACCUCCUCCUCGCAGCAGGCCUCUCCCCACAAUCCCUUUCCCUCUGUCUGGUGCAACAGAGGAGGAGGACUGUACUACUGCUGUCUAUGAGGCAUUCCUGGAGAUCACUGACUCGUCUAGUUUGAAUAUUUACUACUAAGAUAAUGAUGGAUAAUAAAGCAAAAGUGUCUAGUUGAGUUUGUAUAUACAACA
Messenger RNA from Geodia barretti, 407 nucleotides. NCBI's taxonomy places the organism in Eukaryota, Metazoa, Porifera, Demospongiae, Tetractinellida, Geodiidae. The record is from the annotation of a GenBank genome assembly.